CCAAUGAGCAGAGCACCAGAAAAAAGUGACAAGAUCGUACAAAAUACGAGUAUCUCUCAGACAGGAGGAGGCAGCAAAAAUUGGAGCAAAGAUGAAGAUGUAGCACUAACAAGGGCAUGGCUAUAUAUUUCUGUUGAUGCUGAUGUUGGUAACAAUCAAAAAAUUGCUAAUAUGUGGAAUCGUAUCUUCCAAGUUUGGAGGGAGAAUAUGGGAACUUAUGAUGAGUCUCGCACAACAAAUGCCUUACAAUCUCGUUGGAGUAAGAUUGUACAUGCAGUGAACAAAUUUCAUGCUUUAUAUGAACGACUACAAAGGCAUCCAAAGAGUGGAACAAGCCAAGAAGAUAUGAGGCGAGAGUCAAUGCGCAUGUAUGAAGAUAUUAAUCAUGGUCAAUGUUUUAAAUAUGAACAUUGUUGGGAGAUCAUGAAAACAAAUCCAAAAUGGUGCAUAAAGGAAGUUACUAGGACCACAGAUUUCUCCAAGCAAAAGGAUACCAAUACAAGUGGUGAUAACCCAUCAACGUAGAUGCUACUAGUGUUGGUAAAUGUAGUGAUGUUGAACGCCCUGAAGGAAGAAAAGCUACUAAAGAAAAAAAGAGGAGGUUGAAUGAUGAAAAAUGUGUAGCUGAUGCUUUGAACAAGUUCCAAAUGUUGCUGGAAAAACAGAUUUGUGUUAGUCAAGAAGAGCUCAGGGCGAAGAGGGAAAAGGACUUAAAGGAAUUUGAGUUACGAGAAAGGGUAAUGAAAGAAGAGUUGGAGCUGGAAAAAAAUGCUCAGAAAUUAAAGGAGAAAGAUCAACAACUAAAAGAGAAUGCUCAAAAGUUCAAGGAGAAGUCUCAAAAGCGGCUAGAUCAAGAACGUAUUUUAAAUCAAGACGUUACCAAGCUUCCCUCAAGCAUUAGAGAGACGUUUGAGAUGUAUCAAUCUCAAAUUUUUAAAGAAUGGGAAAAAGAUGGACUUUUUGGUUGAACUACGAUUAUUGAGAUUCACGUCUUUAUGAAACCAAAUAUUAAAACUUGCUGGAAGAGUAAGACAGUGUGAAGACUAGUUACUUUUUUCUAUUUAUUUUUCUUUGGUUUUCCAGCAUGGAACAAUUCUUUUUAUUGCUUAGAUAAAGUUUAGGUUCGUGAAGUAUUAGAAAGCCAUCAGACUUUUUAUUCUUUAUAUUCAUUGUGUUCAAUUGAUUAAAGAACAGUGUAGCU
Cuscuta europaea is the source of this 1201-nucleotide messenger RNA. The record is from the annotation of a GenBank genome assembly. NCBI's taxonomy places the organism in Eukaryota, Viridiplantae, Streptophyta, Magnoliopsida, Solanales, Convolvulaceae.